UCUGGCAAUGGCACUCUCAUAAUAAGUUAUUAAAGAUGCCGUAAUAAUACAGGCAGUAGCCUGACUUUGAAUAUUUGAUAUAUGUAUUUUACAAUAGCCUAAAUGAAAGCAAUGGAUCUACAUGUUUUUCAUCAUUGUUUAUUUUUAAAUAAGCCUUAUACACUUUAUUGUAAUGAUGUCACUGAUUUGCCACGAUUGGCUGGUCUCAAUAUUUUCUCAGCAUUACAUUGUUUUCAAUAACAUUUCCCACUGCAGCCUAUAUGCCAAGCGUAGCAUUUGGAAAUAGCCUAUGCACUCAUCUACUCAUGAAUAGAGAUAAAAACUAGGCAAUGAUCAAUUUGUAGGUUAGUAUAUGAGAUUGUUGUUCUUCUCAUGUAUGUUGUUCAGGUUGGGCCGAUGGGUUUGUCGCGAUGCCGUGCCACGUCCCUGUUUGAAAGCACCAAUAGGGACAGCACUCAGAAAGAGAGGGGGUAUAUUCAUUACAUAAACCGUUUACAGGGUAAGAACCAAACGAAAGCAAACAGAGGAAACAACAGUUUCUAUUGGACAAAUGCAGGUAGGUCCCUCUCCGUUUCGUCCCGUUUGUUUCCGUUUAAGAAGCGCUUUGCAACAGAAUCGGCGUAAUGAAUACGCCCCAUGCAGGUAGCUACCUGGGUCACGUGGACCGCAGCGCACACAGGUAGGUGCAUCACAAAAAAAAAGGAACAUUCACCAUUACACUGCGAUGAGGUGUGCCGAAGAUUUUGCAUAGAUUACCAAGCAAUCAAGAAGCCACUAAAAAUAUCUGGAGUUGCUGAGCACACCUUUGCGCAUAGGUGUGUGGGUGGCUGGAUUCUUUGGGUUCUAUACUGUUCUGGGGGUGUAGCUGUAGGUUAUUUUCUAUUACUUUGGGUGUAAUUAGAGUAGUUUCUUUUUGUAUUUAUCCUGAAAAUGACGGCUCAGGUAGACUACCUGGUGGUGUUGUUCACCACCACAUCUGGCGCUUGCGGAGACCUCUUGGGUUCGGACGAGACGGAGCUCGAGCAGUUGGUGUGGCAGCUCGUGGACUUGAAGAACAAAAAGUUGGGAAAGGUGAAUGAGGUGUUAAUACGGCCUGAGCACUCGGACCUUACAGAAGAUUGUCUGGGGGAGAGAGAGGACAGCGAGGAGUCCGUCUCUACAGUCACAGACUUGGAGCACGCGCUAAACCAGUUCCAUCUGAGAUUGACCAAUGAGGUGAACAGCUUGGGCGCGGGCACGUCAGUGUGUGUGUGUACGGACGGGCAGCUCCACAUUCGCCAGGUUCUCCACCCCGAAGCUGCGGGCAAGAACCUGGCACUGCCAGAAUGUUUCAACUCCUUUUUUGACCUAAAGAAAGAGUUCAGGAAGCACUUCCCCUCUGCAGACACCAAGAGCCUGGAGGUGCAGUACAUGGCAGAAUCUCUCAGUGUAACUGUGGAGCCAGUAGCCAUAUUGGAGCCGCCGGCCGUACUGGAUCCAACGGCUGUGUUGGAUCCGACGGCCAUGUUGUCACCGGUCACAGCAGCACUGCAGGUCCAGACCAUGGCCAACAUCGUCCUAGCCCUGCUAUUGGAACCCUUAUGUCACACAUUCUCAAACCCAGAGAGAGUCACUGAGAAGUUUGAAAGUGGCACUUGCAGUAAGAUGGAGCGUGUGUGUGACAACACAGUGAUCAGAGCAAGGGGGUUGCCGUGGCAGUCAUCUGACCAGGACAUCGCUCGCUUCUUCAGAGGACUCAACAUUGCCAAAGGUGGUGCUGCGUUGUGUCUGAACGCCCAGGGUCGGAGGAACGGAGAGGCUAUGGUCCGCUUCAUCAGUGAAGAGCACAGAGACAUGGCCCUGCAGAGACACAAACACCACAUGGGCAACAGAUACAUAGAGGUGUACAAGGCAACAGGAGAGGACUUCCUUAAGAUAGCAGGCGGUACCUCCAGUGAGGUGGCGUUGUUUCUGUCUCGUGAGGACCAGGUGAUUGUCAGGAUGAGAGGUCUUCCCUUCACCGCCACACCUGACCAGGUGCUGGCCUUCUUCUCCCAGGGGGAGGGGCCUAAAGAGGCGUGUCCUGUCAGUGGUGACAAGGAUGGCAUCCUAUUUGUGCGUUUCCCUGAUGGAAGGCCGACAGGCGACGCCUUUGUCCUAUUCGCCAGUGAGGAGCAUGCUCAGUGCGCUCUCAGGAAGCACAAAGACAUCCUGGGAAAGAGAUACAUUGAGCUGUUCAAGAGCACCGCCGCUGAGGUGCAACAGGUGUUGAACAGGUACUCAUCAGCCCCUCUGAUCCCCGUGGCUCCAGCCCCCCUGGUGUCAAUGUUGCCCUCUGUGUCUCUGUUGCCCUCUCCUGGUGGCGUGAGGGACUGCCUCAGGCUGAGGGGGCUGCCCUACACCGCCACCAUAGAGGACAUACUGGCCUUCCUAGGAGAAUACACACACGACAUCAAACCACACGGAGUGCACAUGGUGGUCAACCAACAGGGUCGUCCGUCAGGGGACUGUUUCAUCCAGAUGCGUUCAGCGGAGCGGGCUUUCUCUGCCUCCCAGCGGGUCCACAAGCAGGUGAUGUCUGGUCCGGGCCAGGCUGGCAAGCGAGGGGUUAACAGCCGCUAUGUGGAGGUGUUCCCCUGUAGCGCUGAAGAGAUGGGUCUGGUGUUGAUGGGAGGCUCCCUCUCACACACACACAUUCACACACACACCCGGACCAGGAAUGGGACAGGGCUCAGCCCGCCGCCAUGUAAGUCCAGACGUCUGUCUCCUCCCUCCUACUCCUUCCCACCCGUCCCUUCCAUCCUGCCAGCUGAGGCUGCCGGCCUCUUCCCUCCCAUUGGGCAGGUGCUGCUGAGUCCCCGCCCCCUAGGACCUGGACACGCCUACUACCCAGCUAGCACGCAGCUCUACAUGAACUACACUGCAUACUAUCCCAGUCCCCCAGGUUCUCCCAACACUAUAGGGUACUACCCCUCCCCCACCCCCCUGCCCUCCCCUGGGGGAGUGGUCCGUAUGCAUGGCCUCGCCUAUAAAGAACUGCUCAACACCAUUCAGGGAUACCAGUACGCUACUGAGGAUGGCCUUGUGCAUGCUCAUGCUAACAUGCACGAUCACGAUCCCUCCCGGACCCUGCUCACGCAGCCCAAAGAGUGGCUUCCUAUGGAGGCAUUGCCUGUACUGAGCAGUAUGAUUGGUCAGUCCAGCAGCAGUGAUGCUCUGAUGCCCUUCCCCCCUCUCCUGACCAAGCAGGGACGGCACUACCUGGACCCAAACAUGUUGUAGAAGGCUCAAAGAUCCACACACUGACACUCACUACCCACACACUAUACCAGGGGUGUCAAACUAAUUUUACCCCAAGGCCCACAUUGGGGUUUCACCCAGAUCUGGAGGGCCACAUUGGGGUUUCACCCAGAUCUGGAGGGCCACAGUGGGGUUUCACCCAGAUCUGGAGAGCCACAGUGGGGUUUCACCCAGAUCUGGAGGGCCACAGUGGGGUUUCACCCAGAUCUGGAGGGCCACAGUGGGGUUUCACCCAGAUCUGGAGGGCCACAGUGGGGUUUCACCCAGAUCUGGAGGGCCACAGUGGGGUUUCACCCAGAUCUGGAGGGCCACAUUGGGGUUUCACCCAGAUCUGGAGGGCCACAGUGGGGUUUCACCCAGAUCUGGAGGGCCACAGUGGGGUUUCACCCAGAUCUGGAGGGCCACAGUGAAAAGUGGUUAUAUAUCCUUUUUUUCACAUAUAUAAGACAUGGCUCUCUAUAUUAAACUGUGCCGAAAGUUUGACACUCCUGCACCACAACAUCACACAACACACACAUGCAUGCCCCCCCCCCCAACGGACAUGUGGAUCUGGUCUGAGUUUUGUGGUAUAUACAGUGUAUAUGCAUGAGAGCAGAAAUGUAUUUUAUAUCAGAGCUUUGCCUCAGCCAAACAGCAGCUCUGUCUUUAUAUUGCACAUAGUAUUUUUAAAAAGCUUUCUAGAGACGUUCUAAGAUGUUACAACCACUUCAGGAGACUGUUAGAAGUAGAGCUGCGUUUAGUACUAAUUAUUGAUCUGAACCUUUCUUCAUGACUUGCAUACAUUUGUGUAUGUGUGUAAGUGCUUGUGUGUGUGUGUAUAAGUGUGUGUGGAUGUGUGUGCGUAAGUGCGUGUGUGUGUGAGAGAGAGAGAGGAAUGUGCAUAGUGCACUACUCUCUCUAGAUACUAUAUGUAUAUAUUUUUAUUUUAUACUGUCUGUCUAAAAACAUUAUAUUACAUUUUAUUUCUUUAUACUUUCUAUAAUUUUACAAUCCAAUACUAGAACAUUGUAUUAGGAAGCCUCCUGCAUGAAGAAGUUAGUAGUGCCAGCUACACUCAGAUGUUUACAUGUUAUGGCAAAUAUAAAGCACUGCUAACCAAUCAGAUUACUAUACAGAUUAUACUGUAUAUCAACAGCAUAGUGUCCGACAUAAAAGUUACAUGUAGUUAGUCAAAUGCUGAAUCACUCCCACACCCCUCCCAUCUAACCUGUUUAUGUUUGCCUAGUUUCACUCCACCCUUGCCUUUUGUAUGUGACGCCAAGCUGAGCCCAGAGCCAGGAGAUUACUAUUCCUGUUGCCGGGGGUGUAAAGUACUUAAGUAAAAAUACUUUAAAAUACUACUUAAGUAGUUUUUGGGGGGUAUCUGUACUUUACUUAACUAUUUAUAUUUUUGACAACUUUUACUCCACUAUGUUCCUAAAUAAAAGUAUGUAUUUUUUACUCCAUAGAUUUUCCCUGACACCCAAAGUACAAGUUACAUUUUGGAUGCUCAGGCAGGACAGUAAUAUGGUCCAAUUCACACACCUAUCAAUAUAACACGUUGUAAUCCCUACUGCCUCUUAUCUGGCGGACUCACCAAAAUAAAAUACUACGUUUGUAAAUUAAUGUACUUUUUUACAACAGUUGAGUACCUUUUCCACCACUGUACUUAAGGACAUUUUAAACCAGAUACUUUUAGACUUUUACUAAAGUCAUUUUCUAUUAAGUCAUCUUCACUUUUACUCAAGUAUGACAAUUGAGUACUUUUUCCACCACUGUCUAUUGCCUUACCCAGCUCGGUCCCAACUCACUGUGAUGGAGAUUUACCACUGUGCUCUCUGAUUCCUUACUGUAAUGUCACUGUGCCUGCAUGGCUGCAUCUCAACAGUCUACUUCCCUGACAUAAAAGGACAUAUUGUUCUUAUCUAUCAUGAGUUUUCAGAUCAGUGCAGACUAAGGAGGGGAGGCAAGGAGAGGACCGCGCUUCAGACUAUUGAAACUCAACCAGUGUGUUUUACUCCCAUGAAGGCCAGAUUAGACAGUAGAGCUAUAAAUGGCCCAUGAUGAUGUAAUACAUUGAUGUCUGCUGUGACUGUGGGUCCCUGGCUGUCCAGGGAACUCUCCUGUGACCACACUGACAGUCUAAUAAAUAGAACAUGUGAAACAA
Molecule: messenger RNA, 5425 nt
Organism: Salvelinus fontinalis (brook trout)
Lineage: Eukaryota; Metazoa; Chordata; Actinopteri; Salmoniformes; Salmonidae
Product: epithelial splicing regulatory protein 1-like
Exons: 15
Coding region: 931-3261 (776 amino acids)
Biological process (GO): regulation of RNA splicing
Cellular component (GO): ribonucleoprotein complex; nucleoplasm
Molecular function (GO): mRNA binding
Source: RefSeq, a predicted model, not a curated record